Xiphophorus maculatus (southern platyfish) is the source of this 7132-nucleotide messenger RNA. It is a transcript of the gene mef2d, whose product is annotated as myocyte-specific enhancer factor 2D homolog. Gene Ontology annotation, biological process: cell differentiation; positive regulation of transcription by RNA polymerase II. The transcript has 12 exons. Bases 593 to 2233 code for a protein of 546 amino acids. The record is from RefSeq and is a predicted model, not a curated record. Gene Ontology annotation, molecular function: histone deacetylase binding; DNA-binding transcription factor activity, RNA polymerase II-specific; protein dimerization activity. NCBI's taxonomy places the organism in Eukaryota, Metazoa, Chordata, Actinopteri, Cyprinodontiformes, Poeciliidae.
GUCCGGUAAGAGGAGUAAUUUGGGCCGUCCAGAGUGAGGCGUUUCACCAGCAGUUGUCACCUCAGCAGUUGGUGGGAGAGUAGCACAUGUGCUGCUCUGACUUGGACCGUUUUUUUAUUUAUCUCUUUCUAUUUGGGACGGUGUUUCUGUGAUCUUUGAUUUUUAAUAUUUUAUAUUUGGACCAUUAGAAAAAAAACUAUCCUCUAUCCUGGAACUGGACAACCCGUAUUUCUGUUUUGUCCCAGCUGGUCCAUUCUUUGUCGGAGCUGCCCAGCUGAGGUGAAGGGGAGGGCAGAAGAUCCCAGCGGAGUGUUCAUGACCUGCCCGCAAAAACAGGACCAUGAUCUGAGGAUGGUGCUGGAUGCAUAGAACCCCAUCUUCCUCUCCUCCUUCUCCCUCUUUUUUUUGUUUUUCAGUUUUUUUCAGUCUGAACUGAAAAGCCUCUCUGCUCAGGUGCUUUAGACAGAGUCAGGGUUAACAGGUCAAAUUGAAAGCAAGUAAGCAUCUACAGAGGAGGAACUACAUCCACAGCCAUCUGUGACCUCACUCAUUUCCAUAUCCUCCCUCCUCCUCCCAUCGCAACGCCAGAACCAUGGGGAGGAAAAAGAUCCAGAUUCAGAGGAUCACUGAUGAACGCAACAGACAGGUGACAUUCACCAAACGGAAGUUCGGUUUGAUGAAGAAGGCGUACGAGCUGAGUGUCCUGUGUGACUGCGAGAUCGCUCUCAUUAUCUUCAACCACUCGAACAAGCUGUUUCAGUAUGCCAGCACCGACAUGGACAAGGUCCUGCUCAAGUACACAGAGUACAACGAGCCACACGAGAGCCGGACCAAUGCCGACAUUAUCGAGGCUCUGAACAAGAAAGAGCACCGGGACUCUGAGAGCCCAGACCCCGAGGAGCCCUUCUCCCUCACCCCCCGCACUGAGGAGAAAUACAAAAAAAUUGACGAGGAGUUUGAUAAAAUGAUGCAGAACUAUAGGCUGUCAUCCACUGUCCCACAGCCCACCUUCCCGAUGCCAGUCACCGUGCCAGUGACCAAUCAGAAUGCAGCGGCGGCCCUCCAGUUCAGCAACAAUCCCGCUGGUGCGCUGGUCACCACCACUUCCUUCGUCACCUCCACCCUCACAGAUCCCCGCCUCUUGUCACCACAGCAACAGUCUCUGCAGAGGAACACCGUGUCGCCAGGGUUACCACAACGACCAGCCAGCGCAGGUGCGAUGUUAGGAGGAGAUUUGGGGAACUCAAACGGAGCGUGCCCGAGUCCAGUUCCUAAUGGCUACAUCAGCGCCAGGGCCUCCCCGGGCCUCCUGUCCGUAUCCAAUGGCAACAGCCUGGGAAAAGUAGGCCCGGCAAAGUCCCCACCUCCACCCAGCCCUCAGUUGGUCAACAGCCGGAAGCCGGACCUGAGGGUCAUCACUUCACAGAGUGGAAAGAGCCUCCUGCAGCUGACAGAGGAAGAGCUGGAGUUGGUGAGUGAGAAUGCUCAGCGGCUAGGUAGCUCGCAGGUGACUCAGCCACUCACAACUCCAGUGGUUUCUGUGGCAACACCCAGUCUCCUUGCUCCCUUCCCUGGCAUGCAGACGGCCUACAACACCGAGUACCAGCUGACGAGCGCAGAUCUCACAGCCCUUCAGACUUUCACACCACCAGGGCUGGUGCCUGGCAACAUGGCCGCCUGGCAGCAGCAACCAGUUGUCUCCCAGCAACAACAACAUCAUCAACAGCAGCAACAGCAGCUGACACUGGCGUCACUCAAUAACUUGGUCUUGGCUUCUCAGUCCAACUUUCUCUUGGGCAGAGAGGAGGGCCUCUGCUGGUCAGUUGGCCCCGUACCUCAGAGCACCGCACUCACAGUCAACACAAACCCCAAUGUCAACAUCAAAUCAGAACCCGUCUCCCCAAACCGUGACCGCAGCACCCCUAGUUCCACCGGCGGUCCAGCGGUGGGCACAGGGCUUCAGAUCCAGGGACAAGGUCUGGUGUCCAUCGCCUUCCCUGGCGCCCAGGGCCGCUCGCCCGUCGACAGCCUCAGCAGCAACGGCUCCUCCUAUGAGGGCAGCGACAGGGACGAUGGUGCCCAGGGUCGAGGCGGGGGGCAAGACUUCCACCACCAGGCGGCAGCCGGAGCACAGCAGUCCACCAUGGUCCUGCUGCGGCCCUCGUCAGCUGAGCCUCAGGAACAGGAUGGGACAAACGUCAAGAGAGUGAGAUUGGAUACCUGGGUGACAUAAAGAAGAAUAGAGGGAUGGACACAUGGAAGGAGGAGAUGUGUACUUGUGGCUUGUGUACAUGCCCCCCACCAGCUCUUGAUGCCCCCCAGUUUCCCGCUCUGAAAACCCACACAGAAUAAAACCACCAUUGACCCAGUAACUUACUCUUCGUGCAGGAAAGUCAUUCAUGCUCAACACAAGCAUGCAAACACACUCAUGUUGCACAUAUGAACACUGAUGCUCAGUUGUAUGGCAAUGUGCGUUCAUGUUUGUACUUUGAUGUACUCAAAAAGUAAAAACCCCCCCAGUGGGUUGAGCCAACGAUCCAGGGAUUACUCAUCAAACGAAUUACCAUGUUGGACUUGAUCCAGCUGCAUUUUAGUAGGAGUGAGCAAGUACAUUUUCAAUCAGGCAUAAAAUUGGACUUUUGAACUACUUGACAGUUGUUGGCAGACCAGACAAACAAACCGGACUUGGUUUCCCAGAAUGCCCUGCAUUCUGUUUAUGAAUGGACCCACUAUUGCAUCCUCACUCUUUUUCCACAGAUGUUGGUCAAACAUGACAGAUUCGUGCUCUGAAAGUGCCACUGAAAACGUCCACAAAUGUCUUUUCUACACACCCGGCCAUCCACAGCUGCGUUGCUGUCUAUUCAGAUUCUUGCUUCUUUGGGCGGUUUUGAACAGAGUCUCGUCCUUCUGUCCUUGACUGUCCAGAGUUUAGAUUAAUUUCAGUUUUGGAUUUGAAGACACUAAAAAGAAAGAAAAAACUUGCUUCUCUCCCCGGCCACGCUGGCAGCUCUGUCAACAAUUUGGCGCCUUGGCCCUGAACAUGAAAGUGGACCCUCAGGCCUUUGCUGAAUCAAACCACGCAGGCCAGCUAUAAAACGAGGAGCAUUAUUUGUCGCCGAGGUAAAAGACUGCUUUUCUUUGAAUCAGGGAUGAGCUGCAACAGCUCAGUGACAGUCUCAUCGUUCGGCAAACAUCGUGUCGACUACAGAUGCUGAGAAAGUUACAUGUGUUUGGUGUGUGUGUGUGUGUGUGUGUGUUUUGUGUAUACAGGUUUGUUACCUCAACUGAUUGUUGUUUCUUUCUUUUUAGGAAGUGAUUUGGACAAAUGUUCACUCUGAGUUUUAUCCUUGAACACAACUGCAAUGCACACAGCUGAAAUUAUUUUUGUGGUAGCUGAUGUUUAAAGUCGGGGAGGGAUGCGUGGCAUCGUGUAUAUAAGCAAUCUGUAACCUUUGUGGCUUUUGUGUGGCAGGGAUUAGGUGUUAUGAAGGUUGAAAUAAAUAGGUAAUUUACAAGUAUAUAUUUAAACACCUUCAGACGGUUGCAUGGGCAACUCCGCAUCUGAGGCUAUAGACUACAGCAAACGACAGGGAUUGUGUAUAUUUAUAUAUAGGUAUAUAUAUAAAUAUUAUAUAUUCGGCAGGAUAUCCCUUAACGUAAGAUUUAAAAGAAAAAAAAACAAAAACAAAUGUUGAUUCUCAGUGGAUCGGUCAGUCUUUUUUAAAAAUUAUUUAUGCGUGUAUAUAAAGUGUAAAAUGUGGAUUAGCCGAGAGAGGGCGCUGUAGAGGAAGAAAGUAAAGCAGUGGCGACUCGGACUGUUUAUGAGUGAGCAAUGGACUCUGUCGCUGAUGGAGUGCACUUUACAUUAACUCCCACCUCCAACUCCUUCACACACCUGACCUAAGAGCACACACUGAUCACACAAGGCUGACACCUGGGUAUGUCGCAUCAGACAUAGAUAAUAAAUUUUAGUUUAGAACAUUUUGAUUGAACAAUGUUUUUAGUUUAUUUUUCUAGGAUUUUUAGAUUGCUUCCAAUUUGUGAAAGUAUUCCAUUUAAAAUUGAUUAAUUAAGAUCAUGAAAAAGAUUACAUAAUUUUUUUUAAAAUAUCCUUACUGCGAAUAGUUGCAUCUCUUUAAAAAUGUGUUAAAAGAGCAAAAGUGAAACUAUACAAUUUCUCUUUUUCAGUGGGUAUGGACCAGUAUAGCUUGAGAAUGCUUAACAAAAAUGUCAGUUUCCUGACAGAAAUGGAUGAAAAUGUGGUUUAAUUCAUUUUAUUUAGAAAUCAAAAUCCCACCUAUAUAUGAUGCAUUGGACAAGUAAAUAUAUUAAUAUAAUGAUUAUUUUCACAUUUAUUUCUGUAGCUUUAAUUUUAAUCCACAGAUAAAAAUUAGAGUGACAAAGGAGUUAAAAGAUCUGAAAGUACCUGGUUUAAAAUUUGUGUAAUGUAUUGACACAUUUAGUAAUAAUGUUAACAUAUUUCAUUCUGCAGGAUUGACAAAGGAAAUCUAAUAUAAAUAUAUAAACACAAAAUAAAUAUUUAUAUUUCUUUCUAGUGUAAUUGAAUAGCAGGCUUACUGGGUUUUCGCCGAGCGUUUUAUUUUUCAGAUAGACAUGCUAAUUCAAGCUACUUGUAAUAAGUAGUUUGUUACAAACAUUUGCUUUAAAGUCUCUCUACCUUCUACAGACUGAUAAAUGGGAGUCGUCUGCUUUCCUAUCCAGGUCUGAAUGUGCACUCUACAGUCCAUCUUAUUUCAGGUGCAGUCAGUAAGCGUACACAGCUGACUGGCAGCUAUCAGUAACAACUGUAUAAAUUCAAACUGCAGAAAUCGCUGAUAUAAAAUCUCUCCUCUUCAAACAACGAUAAACCAUAAAAUGGAAACUGACCCAUGCCUACACAUUAUCAUCAGAACGUAUUAAUUUAAAUUAAAUAUUUCAUCCUUUUCAUUCAACUGAAAAUUAUACUGAAUACAUAUCAAAGUUUCAAUUUCAGUAUUUAUUUUUUUCUGUAUCAGCUGGGAUGUGUUACGGUUGAUUAUGAACAAAAUUGAUCAUUAUGUAGUGUUGGUUAUGCAAUUAUCACCCAACCUUCAAGAAAAAGACACGCACACACGCACACACGCGCGCAGGCAUACAGAUUGAAAAGAUAAGGAUGCCGAGGAAGUCCCUUAGAUCUUUAUUUAAGUUUGAGGUUUGUCUUUCUCUCUUACUAAAAGCCAUGUAUCUACAUUUAGAGGACCACUCCUUCGCCUGUCACUGGUUGGCUGUAGUUUUAUACUCUGGAGAGUUUUUUUUAAAAAUCAUUUUGAAGGUAAAAGGAUGUGAAGGAGGUCAUUUUUGUAUUCUAUAAAAAUGUCAAAAGGUGAUAUUCGGGUUUAGUGGGUAGAUUUUUAAAGCCGUGAUGGUCAAAAGUGGAAGUUUGCGUAUUUAUUUUUCCUAAAAAGCAUCCAUUUGCUUGUGAAAAGCCCUGGGAGCGGAAUUCGGGUAUCAUUUGAUUUUAAGCCGGAGGUUUCAGAACGGCUCCUGAUCUUUUAAUGACUACCUCCCAAAUCCUACGCAGACUUGUCGACUUUGGGCUUUACCACAUCCAGGCCCUCGUCACCUCCCUUUCACCCCUGUCACUCACUCACCCAAUUGGGGUUUAUGUCCUCUCUGGAGGCUUAAUCUCGAAAUUGCACAAACACACACAAAUACACCAAUGGUCCAUUGCACACACACACGCUCAUCCUCUAGUUCGCUUCAUCCAGAUAGCAGGUCAUGGCGCUGAGAUGAAGUUGAAUCAUUUUUGGGGUCAGCUCGAUGCCUCGGCUUCAUCACGUUCCGCUCAGUUCAGAAGUAGGUUCUCAUUUUCUUAUCUCUGUCUGUCACUCUCUUGCAGCCGCUGAUCCUCUGUUUGACAAGUGUCAGUGUCAAUAAUGCUUGUCAGAGUGCGUGGCAGAGUGAACAUGCAGUAAAUCCCCAGAGUGUAAACACUUUGACUGUUAAGACUGUUGUGCCCAGAGCUUCGAACAAAAUGAAAAAGAAAAGGCAAUUUAAGUCUGAAAGUACCAGGUUUUUUCCAAAAAGGUAACAAAGAGGCAGCUUUGUGACACACCCAUAGACCAACACUAGGGGUCGCUGUUAUCAUAGAAAGACAAUCGUGCUGAUAAAUGGUUCUUUCUCCCUUCCCUUGCCCCUGACAAAGCGAUACACGCCUCUGUAUAAUGAUGUCUAGAAGUCUCACUGACUUUCCAGUGUUAACUUGUGCUGGUGACAGUCUGUUUUCUUGUUCUCUACAGAUCGAUAUUAUUAUUACUAUUAUCAUCAUUACCACAGAAUUCACUGCUGGUAGAUGUCAUGAUGAUAUGGAACUCUUGAGUUUCUUUGUGUAGGUUAGACAUUUUGUUUUAUUUUUGAAAUUUGAUUUUAUUCUAUGAAAAUAUCUUAUAAAUAUGUAUUUCUGUUUUCUCUUCUUGGGUUUAUUUUUAUUUUGUUUGUUUAAAAAGGGUGUUACUAAUGUUGCACGAUUUUUAUGACCUGACACAACACAAGCGUGGUGAUGAUUUCUUUUUUUUUUUUUUUUUUUCAUUAGUACAAAAGCGAGUGGACUGCGACAAACCGCUUCUAUGCUGCAGCUUUUGAGUUCAAGAUACGAACUUGUCGGUCCACACAGAGGUGGUGGGGUGGGGGGGCUUUAGGAGGGGCAGCGUGACACGUCUAAUUUAUUUCUGACCAGACACGAUGAUGUCAAUGCAUGGCCAUUUUAAAAACAAGAGAAAGUGAAUCAUGUCGUAGGAAACAAAGUGUAAUAUUGACACAAACACACGUCACACAAGAUGACAUUUAAGAAAAGAAAAAAAGAAAUUGAAGUAAAAGUUUUAAGUAAAUUAUAGCUAAUAUAUUGUGUUUGGCUAGUCGGCUUUUUUUGUUGUAAAAAUAUUUUUUGUUGUUUUUUUGGAGAAUGAUAUACAAUUUGUGUAUAUUUUCAUAAAUAAAGUAUGCACUGAUAUGUUAUUACAAAUUCUAUACUGCUUUUACAAAAAAAAAGUGUUUGUUAUUGUACCAAAGUAUCCAUUGGUCCCAGCUUACCCUCCUCCCCUUUUUGCGUAUGUUUUACCGUAUUUUAUAUAUUAAAUAGACAAGUUGACCUAAA